This is a messenger RNA of Racocetra persica, 255 nucleotides long. Lineage: Eukaryota; Fungi; Glomeromycota; Glomeromycetes; Diversisporales; Gigasporaceae. The record is from the annotation of a GenBank genome assembly.
AUGACCAAACAAUUAUUCUUCGCUAUUCUCUUGAGUCUAUUACUAUUGUCUACAACUGAAGCAGGUCCUAUAACAUUCAUUUUAUGUCAGUCGGCAUGUAAUGCCGGCUGGGUCUCAUGUUAUGCCGCUGCAGGAUUAGUAGCAGGAACUGUAACAGGUGGACUCGGUGCCCCAGCGGCAGCACUUCUGUGCAAUGUUGCGCAAGGAGCGUGUAUGGCAGCUUGUGCUGCGUCAUUCCUAACUCCAAUUCCUUAG